Messenger RNA from Tinamus guttatus (white-throated tinamou), 668 nucleotides. Lineage: Eukaryota; Metazoa; Chordata; Aves; Tinamiformes; Tinamidae. The record is from RefSeq and is a predicted model, not a curated record.
AGCUGGAAGAGGAAUGGAUGUAACAUGAUAUCCUUGGAGUGCGCAAAACACGCAAAUUCUGCAAAGAUUUGCUUUUCCGGUUGAGUAACAUAACGAAAAUGGAUGAAUCAGCUCUGCUGGAUCUGUUGGAGUGUCCCGUUUGCUUAGAACGCCUUGAUGCUUCUGCAAAAGUCCUGCCUUGCCAGCACACGUUUUGUAAGCGCUGUCUGCUGGGCAUCGUGAGCUCUCGAAAUGAGCUUCGGUGCCCAGAGUGCAGGACUUUGGUGGACUGCGGUGUUGAUGAACUCCCCAGUAAUAUUUUGCUUGUCAGACUACUGGAUGGCAUCAAACAGAGGCCUCGGAAACCUGGCACUGGUGCUGGGACUGGCAGCACAACUGCGUUAAGGGUCCCGGUCAACACGGCUGCAAACUGCGGAUCGAAGGACCCUCAGAGCUCUCAAGCUGGACAGCAGCAAAGAGUGCAGGCGCGGAGCCCUCCCGUUAGGGAACGGUUAAUGCGGAGCUGCAGCCCCGUUGCUGGCGUCCCCCGCGCUGCGCUCAACGCGCCGGCGCCGAGCGGCCUGGAGCCCUCCGGAGCGACGGAGCCGGGCCGGGGAGUCGCUCACGGACCCCCCUGCGCUGACCCUCUUCCUCGCCGCAAUCCUGAUGAUCCCGCGCCACUGGAAUAA